AUGGACCCGAAAGAAAACUCAGGCAAGAAACCGAAGUCGAUCCCACCACUGCCAAGGGAUUCCAGAGGCUCACUUGACGUGUUCAAUCCAUCAACUUUCUCGACCCGACCCAAUAACCCGUCAUUUCGCUCGCAAUCCCCUUGGCAAAACUUGGGCGAGCCAGGUGGUAGCCACGAAGAAGCUGGCCGUUCUCAGCUAGCCUCCAAGUCGGGUCGGGUUGAAGAAAUAACAACAUGGAUGGCGCUCGAGGAACCACCGCUUGCUCCAUCUCCACCGCCAUCAUCACAACUUUUUCAUGAGACCACCGGCGAUAAUUACCGAAACCACGGCGGAGCCGCCAGUCCGAAGCCUUCGGAGGAAGCUGGAGAUGCUGCGAAGAGAGCUGCAGAAUGGGGGCUAGUUCUGAAAACCGAUCAUGAAACCGGAAAGCCACGCGGAGUGGUUGCUAGAAAUUCGGGUGGGGAUGACCCGAAUAUCAAACCGGAUACUCGUAGGGACUCGAAUACUUCCGUUCGGAGCUCGGAUGAAUUUUCGGAUAACGAAUUCAUCAAGGAGAGAGGAUUUCCUAGAGUAUCCCAAGACUUAAAGGAAGCAUUGUCAACGUUUCAACAGACAUUCGUUGUUUCGGAUGCUACCAAACCCGAUUACCCGAUUUUGUAUGCAAGUGCCGGAUUCUUCAGGAUGACCGGAUACACUUCUACUGAGGUGGUGGGCAGGAACUGUCGAUUUCUACAGGGAGCGGGAACGGAUCCGGAAGAUGUGGUGAAGAUUAGGGAAGCAUUGCAGGCAGGGAAAAAUUAUUGUGGGAGAUUGUUGAAUUACAAGAAAGAUGGGACUCCCUUUUGGAAUCUUCUUACGAUUGCACCCAUCAAGGAUGAGAAUGGAAGAGUCUUGAAGUUUAUUGGAAUGCAAGUGGAGGUAAGCAAGCAUACAGAAGGAGCCAAGGAAAAGACGAUGCGCCCCAAUGGACUGCCCGAGUCUUUGAUUCGAUACGAUGCUCGGCAAAAGGACAUGGCUGCUGGUUCAGUUACUGAACUUGUGGAAGCUGUUAGGAGACCUCGUUCACUUAGUGAAUCCGCAGGUAACCCUUUCAUGAGAAAAUCCGGUGGUGGGGAAGGAGUGGGAGCUAUCCCAAGGCGAAGCUCAGAAAACGUACCAAGGAACUCGAUGGAGCGAAUUAGCGAGGUGCCAGAAAAGAAACCCCGAAGAUCUCGCCGUCCUUCUUUCAUGCGGCUUAGGAGGAAAAGUCAGUCUGCUACUAACAGCUUUGACAAUAGUCUCCUGGUGGAUGCCGACGCCGACGAGGAUGAAAGGGACGACGCUGAGAGGCCCGACAGUGUCGAUGAUGAAGUUAGACAAAAGGAAAUGAGAAAGGGCAUUGAUCUUGCCACCACACUUGAACGUAUAGAGAAAAACUUUGUCAUUACCGAUCCACGUCUGCCUGAUAAUCCCAUUAUCUUUGCAUCUGAUAGCUUCUUGGAGCUGACAGAGUACAGUCGUGAAGAAAUCUUGGGCAGAAAUUGCAGGUUUCUCCAAGGCCCUGAAACCGAUCCAGCUACUGUGAGGAAGAUUCGGGAGGCCAUAGAUAACCAAACAGAAGUAACUGUUCAGCUCAUCAAUUACACAAAGAGUGGCAAGAAGUUCUGGAACUUGUUCCAUCUGCAGUCCAUGCGUGACCAGAAGGGUGAAGUCCAGUAUUUCAUUGGAGUGCAGCUCGAUGGCAGUGCCGAAGUUGAUCCACUUCGUAAUCGUAUUCCAGAUACUGUUGCACAAGAGAGUGAACAACUGGUGAAACAAACGGCAGAAAAUGUCGAUGAAGCAGCGAGGGAACUUCCAGACGCCAAUAUGACUCCGGAAGAUCUAUGGAAAAAUCAUUCCAAGGUGGUUCACCCUAAGCCUCACAGAAAGGAUAGUCCCUCUUGGAAAGCUAUUCAAAAGAUUCUUGACAGUGGAGAAAGGAUAGGUCUAAAACACUUUAGGCCAGUAAAGUCGUUGGGAUCAGGUGACACGGGCAGUGUGCAUUUGGUGGAACUCUGUGGGACUGGCAUGUACUUCGCAAUGAAAGCUAUGGACAAAGGCGUUAUGCUCAACCGGAACAAGGUGCAUAGAGCUUGUGCAGAAAGAGAAAUUCUUAACAUGUUGGACCAUCCUUUCCUUCCAGCACUGUAUGCAUCAUUUCAGACCAAAACACAUGUUUGUCUGAUUACAGAUUACUUUCCUGGUGGAGAGCUUUUCAUGCUUUUGGACAGGCAACCAAUGAAGGUCGUGAAGGAAGAAGCAGUGAGAUUUUAUGCUGCGCAAGUUGUCGUUGCAUUGGAGUACCUUCACUUCCAAGGGAUCAUAUACAGAGAUUUAAAGCCAGAAAAUGUUCUUCUCCAGGACAACGGACAUGUUGCCUUGACCGAUUUUGAUUUAUCUUGCUUGACGUCUUGCAAACCCCAGCUGCUGAUUCCAGCAACAGAUGAAAAGAGAAAUCAGCAGAGACCAAUAUUUAUGGCAGAACCUAUGCGUGCAUCGAAUUCUUUUGUGGGAACUGAAGAGUAUAUUGCCCCGGAAAUUAUCAGUGGUGCGGGCCACACUAGUGCAGUGGAUUGGUGGGCACUAGGCAUUCUUCUGUAUGAAAUGUUGUAUGGUUAUACACCAUUCAGGGGAAAGACAAGACAGAGGACUUUUGCCAAUGUUCUUCAGAAACAUCUUAAAUUCCCAAGAAGCAUACAAGUGAGUGUCCAUGCAAAGCAGCUAAUGUAUCGAUUACUAGAUAGAGAUCCGAGAAGCAGAUUAGGUGCGAGUGAAAUCAAAAGACACCCGUUCUUCAAAGGUGUAAAUUGGGCUCUUGUGCGCUGCAUGGAUCCACCUGAGCUUGAAGUUCCUCUCUUUGCCGCUGAAGCUUCCAACGAAGAUAAACUUCAAGACUUGCAGGCGAAUGUUUUCUGAUACUGG
Messenger RNA from Hibiscus syriacus, 2940 nucleotides. RefSeq names its product phototropin-1-like. The transcript has 22 exons. Gene Ontology annotation, cellular component: nucleus; plasma membrane; cytoplasm. The coding region runs from base 1 to 2934 and encodes 977 amino acids. NCBI's taxonomy places the organism in Eukaryota, Viridiplantae, Streptophyta, Magnoliopsida, Malvales, Malvaceae. Gene Ontology annotation, biological process: protein phosphorylation. The record is from RefSeq and is a predicted model, not a curated record. Gene Ontology annotation, molecular function: ATP binding; protein serine/threonine kinase activity.